This is a messenger RNA of Pelobates fuscus (common spadefoot toad), 2611 nucleotides long. It is a transcript of the gene ARMC1, whose product is annotated as armadillo repeat containing 1. The transcript is spliced from 7 exons. NCBI's taxonomy places the organism in Eukaryota, Metazoa, Chordata, Amphibia, Anura, Pelobatidae. The record is from RefSeq and is a predicted model, not a curated record. Gene Ontology annotation, molecular function: protein binding; metal ion binding. The coding region runs from base 115 to 942 and encodes 275 amino acids.
UGACUAACCAAUGAAAGGUAUAGUAUGCGAGUUGUGCUACCUGGGCUGCCGCUGCUGCAGGGAGUUUUGCUCGGUAUUCUUUGCGUAUGGCAUUAAGAUACCAUCUGUUCUACAAUGAGUGGGGAGCCUAGUGCACUAGCAGUCGUUAACCAGCUGCGAGAUCUGGCUUCAGACCCUUUAAACCGAAGAGCCAUUGUACAAGACCAAGGCUGUCUUCCAGGCCUCAUUUUAUUCCUCGACCAUCCCAACCCUCCAGUCGUUUACUCAGCUUUACUGGCUCUCCGUUAUUUAGCAGAAUGCCGUGCGAACAGAGAAAAGAUGAGAAGCGAACUGGGCAUGAUGUUAAGUCUACAAAAUCUAAUACAAAAAACUACAACACCAGGAGACACUCAAAACCUUGCUACUGAGGUGUAUGACCUACUUCAGUCAUCCAGUACAGCAGAUGGCGAUUGUGUGAAUGAAAUGAACUCACGACGGCGGAAAGCACAAUUUUUCUUAGGAGCUACAAAUAAACGUGCCAAAACUGUGGUCUUGCAUAUUGACGGCCUUGAUGAUACGUCUCGUAGGAGUCUUUGUGAAGAUGCUCUGCUAAAAAUCAAAGGCGUUAUUAGCUUUACAUUUCAAAUGGCCGUUCAGAGAUGUGUGGUACGAAUCCGGUCAGAUUUAAAAGCAGAGGCUUUAGCUUCUGCGAUUGCAUCCACCAAAGUAAUGAAGGCUCAGCAGGUUGUGAAAGGUGAUGAGGGUGAAGAGCUUUUGGUUCCAUUUCAAGACAACGCAGUGGAAGUUGAACAGAAUACAGAUUUACCAGACUACCUGCCGGAGGAUGAAUCCUCAUCGAAGGAACAAGAUAAGGCAGUGUCCCGUGUCGGGGUUCACCAAGACAAUGCAAGCAGUUGGCUAAGCACUGCAGCAAACUUUUUAUCCAGAUCCUUCUACUGGUGACAUGGGCUCCAGAUUCAGAGACUGCAAUACCAUUUCAAAACAGGUUAACAUCAGUCCAGCAAUCUGCAAAGUGCAAUAAAAUAGUAAACAAAAAAUGGUUUAAAACGCGCAGAUUUUACAUUCUUCCAUCAAUGGCCGUGUUUGUAUAGCCACUUCAAGGAAUGUUUCUUGGUUUUAUUGCGUGUUGCCUCACUUUGUAAAUGGGUCCACACUUUGCUAUUACACAGUCCUGUUGUAAGCCAAAUAAUUGCUCUAUUGAAAACACGCGUCACAUCUGCAGCCUUAAGGUCACUGAAAUAUGUAUGUAUAUUAUAUUAUUAUACAGGAAAUUAAUUUUUUGCCUCAAUUCUCAGGACCUUUCAUUCUAACUAGCUAUAGAUGUGCAUGAACACCUUUUUAAAUAUGUGUUUAUUUGCCUUACUUUGUGGAAGUGUUUGCCUUUUGUGACUUUUUAUUUUUAUUUUAUUUUUUAGGUUUUUUCUUUUUGGUCACCAGCUUUUUUUUUUUUUUUUAAGUCUCAAAAGCAUAAAUAUUUCCAGGUUAUCCAGAUUAUGAAUGUGUUGUGUUUUUGUUUUUGCCUUUCUCUACUGUUAUAAUUUCGAGUACCACAAACGUGCCAUUUCAGAAUGAGCUAGAACAGACCACAACAAACCGUUACGUUUCGCAAAUACAAUUGGGGACAGCCUGCGUUUCUUGCAUAUUCCGUUUUGAUAAAAACUUUUCUAACUUUUCAGUGAACCCUCACCUAGGUCAGCCAAGCUCUGAAAUUUCCCAAAAUAAAAGGUUUAUGUAAAAAAAAAAAAUCUUUAGAACUUUUUUGUUUAACUGAAUUGCACCGUAGAAGUGGUUUGCGUGAUUGUUUUCUCAUGUGUUUGUGAGCUUUGAGCAUUCAAAUACAGAAAAUAUGUAACCCACAUUUUAUAAACUGUUUAAACUACCAGAUUUAAAACAUUUCUGAUGUGUUGCAACAAGAAAAAAGCUCUGAUUAUUUAAAAAAAAAAAAAAAAAAGGAAAAAGGCGGCUUGCAGAGUCUGUAUUGUGCUGUUUUACAGUAAGAUAGAAAAAUAAGACCACUAACUUAAACUGAUUGUUGCUAAAAUAAAAAUUAAAUAAAUGUAUAUAAUAAUAAAAAGUCUAUUUCUUGUUAUGCCAGUUUGCAAUUUUUACAUUUGUAUCCUGUAAUAAUGCCUUGCUAGAAAGAUCUGCUUUUUUGUGUCUUCUGUAUGUGCUGUUUUUGUAUUUCCACAUAUGUUAAAAAAGCAGCAUUGUUCCUUUUAAUAAUUCAACAUUGUCUCUCUAAGGAUCAAAAACUGCCAUUGCAGAGUGAGGAUGUUCAAUAGCUAUUCUAGCCCCAAAAAUGUAGCCCCCUAGUUUUGCUGUUACUGAAAGUGGUGUCUAAUUUAUCUUUGAAGUUCUGGAUACAGAUCGAGUUUAUUUGUAAAAUUGUGUGAUUGCCUUGUCAAAAGAUAGAAUAUUUUAAUGGUGUUACUUCCUCCCCUUUUUGUGAGGCGAAAGAAUCUGUACGGAAACAAAUCAAGCAGCAAGGUUCCAUUUACUGUUUGGUUUGAUUUUAAACUUUCUAUUAAAGCAAAUUUUUUAUGCCUGAAUGUUUAAGCAAGAUAAAGUUUUAAACAGAAACCACUACUGCGGGUUACCGUAUAAGCCGAGU